AUGGCGACCAACUCCAUCAAGUUGCUGACUGGCAACAGCCACCCAGAGCUUGCUCAACUCGUGGCGGAUCGCCUCGGCAUCGAGUUAACCAAGAUUAUGGUUCUGCAAUACUCCAACCAGGAGACCAGCGUCACAAUCGGUGAAAGUGUCCGAGACGAAGAUGUCUUCAUUAUCCAAAGUACCUCUCCGGGGGAAAUUAAUGACGGGCUGAUGGAAUUGCUCAUAAUGGUAAACGCCUGCAAGACUGCCUCUGCCCGUCGCAUUACAGCUGUCAUUCCCAACUUCCCUUAUGCUCGCCAAGAUAAAAAGGAUAAGAGCCGCGCUCCUAUCACCGCCAAGCUUAUGGCCAACAUGCUCCAGACCGCUGGCUGCAACCAUGUCAUUACUAUGGAUCUUCAUGCUAGUCAGAUCCAGGGCUUCUUCAAUGUCCCCGUUGACAACCUGUAUGCUGAGCCCAGUAUGCUCAAGUGGAUCCGGGAAAACUUGGAUGUGAGCAACUGUGUCAUUGUCAGUCCCGAUGCUGGUGGUGCCAAACGUGCUACCGGUAUUGCCGAUCGCCUCGACUUGCAAUUCGCUCUUAUUCACAAAGAACGUGCUCGCCCCAACGAAGUCUCCCGCAUGGUUCUUGUUGGAAACGUCAAGGACAAGGUUGCUAUUAUUGUCGAUGACAUGGCGGAUACCUGCGGAACACUCGUUAAGGCUGCCGACACUGUCAUGCAGCACGGAGCUAAGGAGGUCAACGCCAUUGUUGUUCACGGUAUCCUCUCCGGAAAGGCUAUUGAGAACCUGAACGGUAGCUGCUUGAAACGCCUGGUUGUUACCAACACCGUUCCCCACGCUGAGAAAAAGGAGGCUUGCGAUCGUAUCGAGACUAUCGAUGUCAGCCCUACGCUGGCCGAGGCUUGUCGUCGUACCCACAACGGAGAGUCCGUGAGCUUCCUCUUCUCGCACGCUGUUGCUUAA
This is a messenger RNA of Penicillium angulare, 963 nucleotides long. Its product is annotated as ribose-phosphate diphosphokinase. Gene Ontology annotation, biological process: ribonucleoside monophosphate biosynthetic process; 5-phosphoribose 1-diphosphate biosynthetic process; purine nucleotide biosynthetic process. The transcript has 4 exons. NCBI's taxonomy places the organism in Eukaryota, Fungi, Ascomycota, Eurotiomycetes, Eurotiales, Aspergillaceae. The record is from RefSeq and is a predicted model, not a curated record. The coding region runs from base 1 to 963 and encodes 320 amino acids. Gene Ontology annotation, cellular component: ribose phosphate diphosphokinase complex; cytoplasm. Gene Ontology annotation, molecular function: ribose phosphate diphosphokinase activity; magnesium ion binding.